AUGAAUGUACGUCAGCAAUUGCAACAGCUCUUAACACUUGCAUACGUGUUUACUUCUGCAUUCAUAUUAUGGAAAACUCUUUCCAUCAUAACCAAUUCACAUUCACCCAUUGUGGUAGUAUUAUCAGGAUCAAUGGAACCUGCAUUUCAAAGAGGUGAUAUCCUCUUUUUAUGGAAUCGUGAUGAUCAUGCUAAAGUAGGAGAUAUUGUUGUGUACGAAAUCAAGGGUAAAUCAAUUCCAAUAGUUCAUCGUGUAUUACGCGAACAUCAUCUGAAAGAUUUCGCUAAACAAUUGUUAUUGACUAAAGGUGAUAAUAAUCCUGUAGAUGAUUUGGGGCUCUAUGCUAAGAAGCAAAUGUAUUUGAAUCAGAAAACUGAUCUUGUGGGAACUGUGAAGGCUUAUUUACCCAAAUUAGGGUAUGUAACUAUUUUAAUUAGUGAGAAUGUAUAUUUCAAAUUCGGUUUAUUGGGAUUGAUGUGUUUGUCAUCGUUAUUCUCUAAUGAAUGA
Scheffersomyces amazonensis is the source of this 507-nucleotide messenger RNA. RefSeq names its product signal peptidase complex catalytic subunit. Gene Ontology annotation, molecular function: serine-type endopeptidase activity. The transcript has a single exon. NCBI's taxonomy places the organism in Eukaryota, Fungi, Ascomycota, Pichiomycetes, Serinales, Debaryomycetaceae. The record is from RefSeq and is a predicted model, not a curated record. Bases 1 to 507 code for a protein of 168 amino acids. Gene Ontology annotation, cellular component: membrane; signal peptidase complex.